This is a messenger RNA of Oryctolagus cuniculus (rabbit), 930 nucleotides long. The record is from RefSeq and is a predicted model, not a curated record. NCBI's taxonomy places the organism in Eukaryota, Metazoa, Chordata, Mammalia, Lagomorpha, Leporidae.
AUGGAACCAAGAAAUGAAACCCAACCUUCAGAAUUCUUCCUCCUGGGAUUCUCAGAGGACCCAGAACUGCAGCCCCUCAUUUUUGGGCUCUUCCUCUUCAUGUACCUGGCCACUGUGGCUGGGAACCUGCUCAUCAUCCUGGCCAUCCUCUCAGACCCCCACCUCCACACGCCCAUGUACUUCUUCCUCUCCAACCUGUCUUUGAUGGACGUCUGCUUCACCUCCACCACCAUCCCCAAGAUGUUGGUGAACAUCCAGAAGCAGAGUAAAGCCAUCAGCUAUGCAGGCUGCAUCACCCAGAUGUUCUUCUUCAUACUCUUUGCAGGGCUGGAUGACCUUCUGCUUGCCGUGAUGGCUUAUGACAGGUUUGUGGCCAUCUGUCACCCUCUGCACUACAUGGUCAUCAUGAACCCCCAGCUCUGUGUGCAGCUGGUCCUGGUGUCCUGGGUCAUCAAUUCCCUAAAUGCCCUGUCACAUAGCCUCCUGGUGCUGCGGCUGUCCUUCUGCACACACCUGGGAAUCCCCCAGUUUUUCUGUGAACUGAGUCAAGUGAUCCACAGCGCCUGUUCAGACACCUUUCCUAAUGACAUGUUGAUAUUUUCUACUGCAGUGCUACUAGGUGGGGGUCCCCUAGCUGGCAUCCUUUACUCCUACUCUAAGAUUCUUUCUUCUAUUCGUGCAAUCUCAUCAGCUCAAGGGAAGCAUAAGGCAUUUUCCACCUGUGCCUCUCACCUCUCUGUCGUCUCCUUAUUUUAUGGCACGAGCAUAGGUGUGUAUCUCAGUGCUGGUGCAGCCCCCAGCUCAGCUUCCACUGCCACAGCCUCUGUGAUGUACACCGUAGUCACCCCCAUGCUGAACCCCUUCAUCUACAGCCUGAGGAACACAGACAUGAAGAGGGCUCUGAAAAGACUCUUGACCAGGAUAAGCACC